Messenger RNA from Thrips palmi, 5232 nucleotides. It is a transcript of the gene RalGPS, whose product is annotated as ras-specific guanine nucleotide-releasing factor RalGPS1. The record is from RefSeq and is a predicted model, not a curated record. The transcript has 13 exons. Gene Ontology annotation, molecular function: guanyl-nucleotide exchange factor activity. Gene Ontology annotation, biological process: positive regulation of GTPase activity; Ras protein signal transduction. NCBI's taxonomy places the organism in Eukaryota, Metazoa, Arthropoda, Insecta, Thysanoptera, Thripidae. Gene Ontology annotation, cellular component: plasma membrane. The coding region runs from base 347 to 2458 and encodes 703 amino acids.
UGGGGGGAGACGGUUGUUUUGUUGGGUUUUUGGAGUGUUGUUUUCAGACGUGUUUGAUAAGGCUCUAGUAACUGUGAUUGAUCAAAUAUUUUACCAUUACUGUACACGUGUGAAGUGAAUAAUAGUGUUGUGGUCGAUUUUCCGGUUCGAGUUUAUUGCUUUUGAGCGUCGGUCUGUUCCAUCCUUCCUUUCAAGAACUCUUUCUAGCUGCGCUGAGGGAGGGGCUGAAAACACUUGUGCCAAAGUGUUGCCUGUCGGAGGAUUUCUUCCUGUCGCUUGAGCUAAACCCAGCUAUGUGCUGAUUCGCUGUGAGGAUGACUGCCUGCCACUAGCCUUUACAGAGCCCAUGGCCAAGAUGCGCUACUCUGAGAUGCCAAGAGAUGUCUCCUGUGACAGUCUUGCCACGCUACGGAUAUCAGAUAGCUGUGGAGGCGGUUCAGGGGCAAGUCUCUUCCGAGACAAAUCCCCCAUUAGUGAGGUUGGUGAGCCAUUGUCGCCAGCUCACAUCAACAGUCCUCGGACAGAUAGCACUCCAAAUGGAACAACAAAUGGGUUACUUCAAAGGAGAGAAAGUGCUCAAAAUGGCAGCAGUGCGAGUAAGCUGUCUGCCAGACACCGGCAUGGCAUUUCCAGAACCCCUUCAGCUGGACAUGCAAAAAGAUCUUUACAUUCAAACGUGUCGGAUGGCAAAGGAGCCUGUUAUGAUAACUAUGGGUCACUACAUUCGGGGACCAAUAUGUCUCCUCAAAACAAGUCUCAAAGUCUUCCUGGCCAUACAUCUGGAGCUUCAGCAUGUCGAUAUGAUAAAGUAGUGCUCGAUGCCUUAAGAGUUUCCCCAGAAGAUUUUGCAGCCCAGUUGACACUUCUUGAUCUUCCUCCAUUCCGAGGGAUCCAACCAGAUGAACUUAUUAGCUGUGGAUGGAACAAAAAGAACAAGCUCAUUAUUGCUCCUAAUGUUGUGUCAUUCACGAGAAGAUUUAACCAUGUUAGCUUUUGGACUGUACAAGAAAUUCUGAGUGGAACAACACCCAAACAACGUUCUGAAAUUUUGGUUCAUUUUAUAAGAAUAGCUAAAAAGCUCCAUGAGCUUAACAAUCUUCAUUCCCUCUUUGCUAUUAUCUCUGCUUUGCAAAGUGCAUCUGUUUACAGGCUUUCAAAAACUUGGGGUAACCUGUCUAAGAAAGAAAAGCAAUUAUUUGACAAAUUAGCAGAAUUGUUUUCUGAUAAAAAUAAUUGGCAAAAUCUCCGAGAACACAUGGAGAGCCUGAAGCUACCAUGCAUUCCAUACCUAGGUCUCUUCCUUACUGAUUUAGUAUACAUAGACAUGGCCCAUCCUCACUCUGGGGGUUUGGAGUCGGAGCAGAGAAGACAUAAAAUGAACAACAUCUUACGCAUUAUAUCUGACUACCAGCAGUCUGAUUACAGCAAUCUUAUCCUUCUACCCCAUGUACAAAAUUAUUUGCGAUCUAUUCGAUAUAUUGAAGAACUGCAGAAAUUUGUUGAAGAUGACCAAUACAAGCUCUCUUUAAAAUUGGAGCCACCUUCACCAGCUCCUUCCUCUUCGAGUUCCAAAGAGUCAGUGACAGACGCAGCUGCUACUGUUGCCUCAUUAAAUUUAUCCCCAGCCAAAGGUCCAGGCUGUGCAGGUUCACUACGCUUGCAUGCAGCAGUUAAUGCAACUGGCAAAUUUGUACCAGGACAUCGAAAAUGUCGCAGCUUGGGAACAAAAUUUCGUAGCACAAGUCUCCCUCGAAAUCUUCAUAAACAAGGGCAAGCUACUCUUCUAGCCUCAAUGGGAAUGGUGGCUCCAGGUAUUUUCCACAAAACAACACAUGCCCUGCCUUGUAUUGAUGUUGGGUUGGUGUCACAACUCCCAGCACCAGCCACACCUCGCCACUUACUUGAUGAUUCAGUUCUUGAGGAGAAUGGUUCUCCCUCACUUCUACUUGACGGAACUUCUAAGUUACCACACCCUCCAUCACCUGUCCGACGGAAAGAUGAGGAUGGUGUUAAGUUGCUCACCAUGUGUGGGUCAUCAUUGUUAGCUGAAACAGAUGAGCUUGGUGAAGAGGAGUGUUUAGUUCAAGGAUGCCUUCGCCGAAAGACAGUGCUGAAGGAUGGCCGUAAACCAGCUGUCUCUUCAUGGCAAAGAUACUGGAUUGAACUGUGGCCUUCAUCUCUUAUCUACUAUGCUCCCAAAUCAUUUAAAGGUACUGAUCGUUCAGACUUCAAACAUGAGCCAUGCAAAGUAACAUCUAUCUCAGGCAUGUGUGUGGCCCUUGGAGACAACCCUGUUCAACCAGAUGUAUUUCAACUCGCGGAUCCAGUCAGAGGAAAUGUCUACAAGUUUCGAUCUGGGACAAAAGGAUCAGCAAACAAAUGGUUUCGCCAUUUGCAUGAGUUAUCAAUUGGCUCACCAGAGAAACCUCUUCCAGCUAAUCUCAUGUCAUUCGAGUGAUGAGAUGUGAUUAACCUUGAAUUUAGCCAUAUCCACAUACAAAUCACAUUCUGUUGUUAAUUUCUGUUCUCUUGCCAAACAAAUGCCUAAAAAGUAAUGAAAUAGUGGAACAACCUGUGUUUCACUUCAUGUUCAAGUGUCACUUUUGAGUUUUUAUAUCAGAGUCUAUUUUGUUGUAAAUGUUUAUUCUCUUUUUUCUUUUUUGAAAGGCAGUUAGUAAUGUAUCUUCCUUAACACACUUCCAAAGGGAGUUCUUAUUCCCAACCUCUGGCUAUGAUGCCCACAUUCUCUCAUAUCUGGGGCAUAAGAAGCAACAGAUUUCACCCCUAGAAUCCUCUCUUUGUGAAGAGUUAUGUGAUUGUUUUGUUUUCCCCCUAGAAUAUAGAAGACUGAAAUUUGUGGUAUCAAAUAACAGUCUCUUCUUUAACUUAGCCCUUGAUAGUUAUUUGACUGUUAAAUAUCUCUCUUAUGGAUCAUGAACUGUUCAUGAAGCCUUGGGCUCUUAAGACAAAUAAUAAUCUCAUGUUUAUUUUAUAGUUAAUUAAUUUUAUAUGUUCUCUAAUUCAAGAAGAUGACAAGACUCCUUUAAAUGUUUCUUUUGUAGUUUUAUGUAGGUAAUUUAUUUCUCAUCAUCACAACUUAUUACAAACCUUGACUGAAACUGUCUAUUUACUCAUUUUAAGUACUUUGUCAAACAUUACGUUGUUUACACCAGUUUGACUGGGGAAACAGCUCUAUUUCUUUUGUGAUUUGUGGCUGGAUUUCAAAUAUGCAGUGCACAUGCAAUAAUUAUUCUUUGGAACAGGCCAUUAUGUAUUUCUGCUACAAAUGUCAAUUGGCACUAAAUUUGUGAUCUCUAUUCAUUUCAAAGGUUUGAUUUGUAUUUUUUGUCUGUCUUGUAUUUCGAGUGGAUGUUUCGCAUUUAAUUUCUGGCAGGCAGUGAGAUGAUGUCAAAUUACUGAAAUAUCUUUGUGUUUCACUAAGGUACAGAAGGCUUUGGUUGAUACAAUGUUGUGAUGUGUUUCAAGACAUAGAGGGUAACGAUAAACAUCAUUUAUUGCCAGCACAUAUAGGAUUGAAGUUCUGUGCCAGAUCUUGUUAUUUUCAAAUUGCAUUUAACAUUGGACAUCAUUUUUUAUUAUUUGUAGUUUAGUCAUGUCCAACUGAUACAAAAGCCCAGAGAAUCAAAUAUUUUCAAUUAUCUAUUAGUAUAUGGAGUGUAGAAAUCUCUUAGUUUGGCUGUGAUUCUUACAUCACAGUUAGUAUUUUGCUAACUGAACUGCUAAUUUGUGAUCAGCCAUCCAUCAUAUUGAAUGUACAAUUUGUAACUUCACAAACUGAUAUCAGUUGCUAACCAACCAUAUCAUCUUUUGAUGUAUUCUUAUUAUUCUGACUAGUUCAUUGAAACUUCUAUUUUAAAAUCCAUACCAUGGAAGAGGGCCAGUGAACCUAUCAACGUAAGAGAAAAUGCAAUGUUUUAGUUUGAGGUUGGUCAUUAAUCUGUUGCCUGACUCCUUCUUCCAAUCAAAGUAAAUAUCUGGCUUACCCUCUUCAUUCUCAAAGCAUUGUUAACUGAGAACUAUAUUUUUUGUAGGGUUAGUUGUGCUGUGCUAGUUAGAGCUUCUUGCAGAAAAAGUCAAAGAAUGCUUCUGUGAAACAUGCUUUAUUUGGCAGGUCUUUGAGCCACCUUAACCAGUUCUGAAAUAUUUCUCGAUGAAGCAUAUGUUUAAUGCCCAAUCUAGUCUUUGAGAAAGUCCUUUGAAAUCUUAUUUACUGCAUUUCCCUUGGCUUAUCUACUGCAUUUGUUGUGUUAAGUACCUGUGCAACAUAGUUUUGAAUGAAAAGUAGUCCUGUGGCAUUUGUGCAGUUGGCCAUUUCUCUACACAAUUGAGAUGACUCAAAGACUAAUGCCAAUCUUAAUUUAUGAUAUGAAAACAAAAGGAAAGAUAAUAGUGCCAAAUUUAAAUUGUAGCAUUAGAUUCAAUUAAUGGCAUUAGUUCUGCAAUAUUUUCUUUUAACCUAAGCCAUAUCAGUUCUCCUUUUAGAAUUGCAUAUCUGAUUGUGCUCAAUCUAUGUUCAUUUUGUUUCUAUUCAAUAUAACUCACUCAUUGUGAAAUAUCAGUAUUGGGAGCAAUUUUAGAUGAGAGACAAAUUACUCUAUCCUUUUCGUUGUUUGUCUAAUCCUUGACCCUGUUGUUGCUUUUAAUUUAUUUUUCUCUUGUGUGUUUGCAUUCCAUUUAUAUUUUUCUGUAUUUAUUGUGAGGAUAUUGGUGAUACAGUAGGUCACUCUUUCCAUCUUUCUCACUAUCACAUACCAUAGUAUAAUUGUGUGAUAUUCCUACCCUAAUGCUGUGAAGCAGCCCUGAUUGUUUUUCCGUCAAUUUGAAUUUUACAGUGUCCCUUUCUUUCAGUUUUACUUAAGUUAGUCAUCUUUCAUUUCCUUCUAAAUGUAGCCCACUUUUUCAUAUCCAUGUGAAAUCUUGUAUAAUUUUUGAUACCUUCUUAUUGAUUGAUUGUGGGCUUGCCUUUUUGUCAGCUGAAAAUUAGAACCUCUCAUACCAUUUGUAGAGUUGUUUAUUCUUGCCAUUUUACUGCAUGGAAAUGCUGAAAUGGCAAAAGGUGUCAAGAAACACAUUUGUUUGUUCACCAAAACAUAUUGUUAGACUUGCACGUUAAUUAUUCCUUCCUGUUCAUUAUUUGUUUUACUGUGUUGAUAUUGCUGCCUUAAUGUUUGCAGAUAAAUGACUUAAAUAAAUACUGCUUUUUUUCCAGAA